Messenger RNA from Phaeodactylum tricornutum CCAP 1055/1, 2352 nucleotides. RefSeq lists its product with no specific name. The transcript is spliced from 2 exons. Bases 78 to 2249 code for a protein of 723 amino acids. NCBI's taxonomy places the organism in Eukaryota, Bacillariophyta, Bacillariophyceae, Surirellales, Neidiaceae. Gene Ontology annotation, molecular function: protein binding. The record is from RefSeq and is a predicted model, not a curated record.
CAAAGCAUAGAGCUGCGUUGCGCAAGUUGUGUUUGCUGCCAAUACUAAUUGUUUACUUUGGCUUCACACACUGCAUCAUGCUAAGACUGACUCGUCCACUCAGAGUAAGCGCGGGAUCAAGGUUGAAAAGACAUGAGGCUACGAAUACCGCUGGACUGUCGCACAAUUGUUCAACGUUGCCUCUCGAAAGAGACGAUUCAGGAAACAGCAGCCUCACCGACAUGAAGUCUUCCAGCCAAAUACCGCAGAGAGCUAUGAGGCCGGUGAUGGCCUCUGUAUCAACAUACAUGCAGCACAGCAGUACUAAUGUGGCGUUGACUACAGCUGGAUGCUGGCCUUUACCACCACAUCCGCUGGUUGAGGCCCCUUCACUGCAAUGGCAACAACGGGCAGUGCUUCCUCUAUUCAAUACGUUGGUAGCUUCCCAAACAUUGCUAUCGGCUGGAAAUGAGAUGCGACGACCUAUACUUAAUAGACUACGAAAUCAGGAAGCGAUCAGCGCUGAUUCCUCCCGGAAGCUUCAAAAGGGACCUUGGCUCGAAUAUUUUGCUAGUUUAGGUGACACGUCUCUGAAAGAAAUUCCUGCUGAGCUUUUGGAAACUACCGAUCCGGAGACACUUUCCAAAGGGUCCACUGUAUCAUUACCCUCGACGAAGACCAGUCUUCCUCGUCUAGAAAGGGAACUACGUGGACACAUUGAUGCCAGGCGCGUUGGGCAAGCAAUAGAAGUCUUCCUCAGAGCCCGCCAUUCUCAAGAGAAAGAAUAUCACCAGCUCAAUCUAAAGCUAGUGGGACGACUCUUUGACCUUCUGUGCACUCGCCGAAGACCAUUCGAUGCCUACCGGGUUUUAACUCACUAUCGAAAUUUGUCUACGGCCCCUACAAACGCUGUGCCCAAAUCAGAAACCAACUUUGUACGUAAGUACGAGCGCCUUUGUUCCUGCCUCCGCUACAUGAACCCUACAUUUCAUGACGCUGGUUCGAUCUUAAAACUCGCUCGUCGCGUAUAUGCGGAUUUGAAACAGAUGGACGAAAAAUGUCAGAGAACUUGCUUGCCGACAUUCCUAUCCGCCCUUGGACAACAGCGAUCGGUCCCCGCAGGCAUCAUGUGUCUUGAAAUUUACAAGUACAUGCUCGUCAAUAAGUUUGAUUUGAAGGGAUCGUAUUUUGAGCAUUUAUUGGGCUUUUCUAAAUUCUUUCGACAGCAGGAUUUGCCAUACGCCGACGUGCUCGCACGGAGCGUGGCAAUGGGACGCAUACCGCCCCCAGCCGUGGCCUUGAAUGUCCUUGAAAAUUUGUUUCCGUACACUGACGCAGGCGCCACCCAUGCGGCAUUGCAAUCAAUCAUCAAGCUGCAGUCCACUGCGCUGGAAAACGGUUUGCCACAGUAUCAUCUGGAUAUUGCCACGAUGGAACUAAUCAGUGCUGCGUCGACAAAGAAUGGCGCUCACAAGAACAUUCUGCUGAUAUGGGAUUUGUUGGACUUGAUCUCUUGCAAGCCGUCGGAAGGUCUGUACGAGAAUACAGCAAUUGCCUUUGCAACCGAUCCAAACAUGUACGACGACGCGUUUUUGGUGCUUGCGGAAAUGGAAGAAAAAGGAAUGAUCCCUUCGCGGGCAUUGAUUAGGGGAUUAUCCUUUCAAUUUCGGCCAUCGGAGAAGUUGCUAGGUUUGGCUUGUCAACGUUGGACGACCCUACGCACGAACGGGAUCGGUGCGACUCUGUCUGGUCUCAAUGCGUUAAUAUCGGCCAGCGCAGAGCGCGGCAACGUUUACCGAGCGUUUGCGCUGUUGGAAGAAAUUCCUCGGAGCAAUCUUGAGGCCGACGCGGACACUUACAGCUUUGCCUUUGAAGCGCUCGGCAAGAGCUUGUUUCGAAAGCUUCCACUUACUACGAACGAACCAAAAUUGAUUGCUUCAAUUUUGGAGAAGGCCGACUCGCUGUUGACAGUCAUGGAAAGUCAGGGCUUGUCGCCAACGCAUCACAUCGUACGGGAAUAUGUGGAGGUUCUCUGUUUGGCGGGUAAGGUUGACGUGGCCACGAACGUAGUUUUGGACCUGAUUGCCAGUCCUGGUAGCGUGAAUAGCAAAACAGCGUAUCGAGUGUCAAUGGCCAAUGUUACGGCCGGAAAUUUCGAUACGGCCCGAAGGUUUGCGGCUGAUGCUGGGGAUCACACCAAUUUGAUCCUGAAGAAAAUAGCACAGGAAGAAGCUAAGGCUUCCGAGACCAAGACAGAGAAAAGCGAAUAGCGCAGGUUGGCGAUCGUCCUCUUGGUGCAUGAAAAAAAGCACAGGGCCCGAGGGAUAGAUAUAUUUGUUCGGGUGUAUGUCGUAGAAAGCGAAGAGGCAACCA